AUGUCUGACGAAUCUUGUGUUCAUGUUGUCAUGUUCCCAAGCGCUGGAAUGGGUCAUCUCACACCAUUCCUAAGACUAGCUUCCUUACUUCUCAAGCACCAUUGCAAACUCACUCUCAUCACUCCUCUUCCAACCGUCUCUGACGCCGAAUCACGCCUCCUCUCUCACUUCCACUCUUCUUUCCCUCAACUCAACCUCCUCCCAUUUCACCUUCCACCACCACCUUCUCCUUCUCCCACCUCCGUCGAUCCUUUUUACCACCGACUCCAAACCCUCCGUCACUCAGCUCACCUUCUCCCUCCUUUGAUCUCUUCACUCUCACCAUCAAUCUCUAUUUUCAUCUCCGACAUCUUCCUUCUUACCCCUCUCCUUUCCAUCACUCAAAAACUCUCUCUUCCUAACUACGCUUUGUUCACUUCUUCAGCUGCCAUGUUGUCUUUCUUCUCUCACUUCCCUACUCUUGCUCAGUCCAAAUCUGAUGAUGAUGCUCCUGAGAUUUCAUUCCCAGUUCCAGGUCUUCCGUUUUCACCUUUACCAUAUUCAUAUAUCUCCCCAAUUCUUUUGGAACCUACUACCAUUUUUGGAAACCAAAUAAGGGAAGAUAGUCCUAACCUAUCAAAAUUUCAUGGUGUUUUUGUCAACACAUUUGAAUCACUUGAAUCUCACUCACUAAAAGCUCUUAAUGAUGGACAAGUUAUAAAAAAUAUGCCUCCUGUCUAUGCUGUUGGUCCUUUUCUUCCUUUUGAGUUUGACAAGAAAAAUACAUCAACACCGUUGACUAUUUGGCUAGAUGAUCAACCUAUUGGAUCUGUUGUUUAUGUAUGUUUUGGAAGCAGAACAGUGUUGAAAAGAGAACAAAUGAGAGAGAUCGGAAACGGGUUAAUGAGAAGUGGAUACAAAUUUGUAUGGGUUGUUAAGGACAAGAUUGUUGACAGAGAAGACCAAGAAGUAGGGUUAGAUGAAGUGUUAGGUGUUGAACUUGUGGAAGGAAUGAAGGAGAAGGGUUUGGUGGUUAAGGAAUGGGUGGAUCAAAGUGAGAUUCUUAGUCACAAAAGUGUUGGAGGGUUUGUGAGUCAUUGUGGAUGGAACUCAAUAACGGAAGCAAGUUUGAAUGGUGUACCAAUAUUGGCUUGGCCACAGCAUGGAGAUCAGAAGGUAAAUGCAAAGUUGGUUGAGAUUAGUGCCUGGGGGAUUUGGAAAAAGAGUUGGGGUUGGGGUGGGGAACGUGUAGUGAAAGGAGAUGAAAUUGGAGAUGCUAUAAAAGAGAUUAUGGAAAAUGAAGUGUUGAAAGAGGGAGCCAUGAAGGUUAAAGAGGGAGCCAUGAAGGCUAUAAGUAAUGGUGGAGAAUGCGAGGUUACCAUUCAGAAGCUAAUUCAAAAAUGGAAGAACAAUGUUUGA
Molecule: messenger RNA, 1398 nt
Organism: Lathyrus sativus (Indian pea)
Lineage: Eukaryota; Viridiplantae; Streptophyta; Magnoliopsida; Fabales; Fabaceae
Source: the annotation of a GenBank genome assembly